AGGAAGCGGCCGACGAUGGACUCCGCAAGAAGCUGGGUGCUCGCGGCGGCCUGUUGUUGGAUCAACACGUUUUCCUUCGCCCUGUUUCGCGCGUCGCCGGUGAUCUACGUCGGCAUCAUGGGGACAUUUCGCGUGACCCGCCAAGAGGCUGCGUGGCCGUUAUUUCUCAGCGGUGUGUUUUACUGCGCCAUGGCCCUUGGUGCCGGACUUCUGGCGAGACGCGUGGCCAUCUGGAAGUUGACCUUAUCGGGAUGUCUCCUGAGCUCUCUGUCCGUCUCUGUCUGCUUCUUUGCCAACGGAAUUCCAUACCUGACAUUUUUUCUGGGCGCUACACACGGUUGCGGCAUAGCCUGCUUGACACUCUGCAACACGGUCAUUAGCCAACACUUCUGCCGCUACCGAACGGUCGCAUCCGGCAUUAGCAAUGCAGGCUUUACCUUGGGUAGCUUCCUCUACCCGCCACUGCUACAGUUCUUCUUGGACGAGUAUGGAACAAAGGCAAGCCUACUCCUCUGUGGCAGCGUAAUGCUCAACGCGACUGCAGGUGCACUCCUUCACCGACUGCCGCGCAGUGCACCACGAAAGCCAGUUGCCUCGUUUAAUAUCGCUGAAACGCGUCUGAAUUGCCCAAGGAAUGACAAUACGCGUGGGAUGACCUGGCAGGACAUUUCAGGGAAAAGCACCAACUUAUUCGAAGACGAAGUAGGCUUUGCAAGUGAGAUGGAUGACCGCUUCAAAGAGGAAGCCCUCACCGUUUGCACACGUCUCGCCGACGCUGAUGCCACCGGCCAUCUUCUGGAAAAGAAUGAAGCGGAGGCUCUGCGACAAGCGGGUGAACCAGACGAGAAGUGCGCGGUGAAAGAGAGUCUGUUGCGUAAACAACCUGAUCGAGUAUUCAAGACCACUUUGGUGACAACGAGCACCGGUUUGCUGUCCUUCCUGUGGCUUCGCAAGUUCUACCUGAUCACCGCGGCGCAGGCACAGGUUGUGAUAAACAUGUCCACUUACUUAACCGUGAUUGUGGACCUGGCGAUGGACAGAGGCAUCUCCAAGUGGGACUCCGUAUUUCUCCUUUUCUUUUACGCCAUGGCAGACUUGCUGGCGAGGUUAGGGUCUGGCUGGAUCACGGACAAAGGCUUGCUCAAGAGGAGCAUCAUGAUGGCCUUGAGCUUUCUGCUCUGGUCCACGUCACUGUUCCUGAUGCCGCUCUGCUAUUCUUUUUACCUUCAGGCUGUGUUGUCCCUUGUGGCGGGGUGGUGCAAUGGCGCCACCUUCAUCAUUACACCGGUGCUCUUCAUGGAACUUGUGGGCGUCGGCAAGUUUAGCGUCUGCUUCGGCACCGCGUGCCUUUUGGUCGGAGUUCCACUUAUGACGCUACCGGCGCUGAUUGGUUACUUUAGGGACACACUCGGAAACUACCAGGGCCUAUUCUUCCUGAUUGGAGGCCUGACAGGCCUCACUGCUUCACUAUGGUUGUGGGCGUUUUUGCGAGAAAAAGAAGCACCGUUCUCCGAAGGCGACUCCAAGAGUUCCUCAAUCGCAAGGUCGCCGCGCUGCACGAGAAACUCGGAAGGCUAA
Molecule: messenger RNA, 1578 nt
Organism: Ixodes scapularis (black-legged tick)
Lineage: Eukaryota; Metazoa; Arthropoda; Arachnida; Ixodida; Ixodidae
Exons: 4
Coding region: 16-1578 (520 amino acids)
Biological process (GO): transmembrane transport
Molecular function (GO): monocarboxylic acid transmembrane transporter activity
Source: RefSeq, a predicted model, not a curated record